This is a messenger RNA of Sphaeramia orbicularis (orbiculate cardinalfish), 7323 nucleotides long. RefSeq names its product lipoxygenase homology PLAT domains 1a (gene loxhd1a). The record is from RefSeq and is a predicted model, not a curated record. Lineage: Eukaryota; Metazoa; Chordata; Actinopteri; Kurtiformes; Apogonidae. The transcript is spliced from 42 exons. The coding region runs from base 1 to 7053 and encodes 2350 amino acids. Gene Ontology annotation, molecular function: protein binding.
AUGCCGUCGAAACAGAAAAAAUCCGCAGCUUCAGGAGAAACUGAAGAGGUUGAUGACGAAGUGGAGGAAACAGAGCCAAAGUUAAAGGAGAGGAGUAAUGGUGUGACCCACGAGGACACGGCAAAGGGAGAUAAGACUCGGAAGAAACACAAGACCGCAGAAAAGUCUGAGGAUCAGGAGGCUUCAGAGAAAGAGAAGAAGGAGGGUGACAAAGACAAGGAGAGGAAGAAGAAAAAGAAAGAUGCGGGUGCUGUGAUUGACAAUGAGGAUGAAGGAGGUGAGCAGAACAAUAAUGAUCCCACGACCACUUCCAAAAAGGAAAAAUCAGAGAAGCUCAAAGAGGAAAAAAAGAAAAAGAAGAAGGCAAAGAAGGGGUCUGCGGACAGCGACGAAGACAAAAAGAAAAAGGGGAAGAAAUCCAAAAACAAACAGGUCGACUAUGCUGCGAUUUACCAGAAUGAGCUUCUGAACUACCACACGGACUCAUCUGAUGGAUAUGAGGAUGAGUACUACAAAAAGAAAGUGUAUGAGGUGGUCGCUGUCACAGGUGAUGUAAAGGGAGCUGGGACAGAUGCUAAUGUAUUUGUGACCCUUUUUGGAGAAUUUGGUGUCACUCCCAAGGUUCACCUAGCAAGCAAAAGUCGCACUGCAUUUGAGAAGAACAAGACUGAUGUUUUCCGUAUUAAAACACACAAUGUGGGGCCUCUGAAAAAGCUAAGGAUCGAGCACGACAACACUGGGAUGAACGCCAGCUGGUUCUUGGACAGGGUGGUGGUGACCGACAUGAACCGGCCCCAUCUGCGAUUCUAUUUUGCCUGCAACAACUGGCUGAGUCGGGAGGAGGGUGACAACCUGUUUGUCAGAGACCUGCUGGGCAGCCUGAACCCAAUGGAUGUCCCCAAAUUGAAUAAAUACAUAGUAAGUGUCUUCACCGCAGACAUGAAGGGAAGUGGGACUGAUGCAGAUGUUUUUCUGAAUAUCUUUGGAGAGAAUGGUGAUACAGGGGAAAGACGGCUAGACAGCGACAAAGACAACUUUGAACGUGGAUCAGAGGACAAGUUUACAAUAGAAGCACCAAAUUUAGGGAGGCUGAGAAAAAUCACCAUUGGCCACAACAAUAGAGGUUCAUCAGCCGGGUGGUUUCUAGAUAAGGUGGUGAUUGAUGACAUGGGAAAUAAAGAAGUUUAUGAGUUUCCUGUUAAUCGUUGGUUUGCCAUGGAUGAAGAUGACGGCAAAAUUCAAAGAGAUGUGUUGGUAGGAUCACUUCAGCCAAUGGGUAUUAUAUACAAUGUACAAGUGAUGACUGGAAAUGUGAGAGGUGCAGGCACCAACUCCAAGAUCCACUUCGUCAUGCAUGGCUCCAAGGGCUCAAAAAAUAGUGGCAAAGUCUUCCUGGAGGGUGGUGCUUUUGAGCGUGGUCUCAUUGACAUUUUCAACGUGGAGAUUUGUGAAUUGAUCAGCCCUCUCAGCAGGGUCACUAUCGGACAUGACAAUGGGGCUGUGGGUGCCGGAUGGUACUGUGAAAAGGUUGUAGUGUACUGUCCAUUCACUGGCAUUGAGCAGACAUUUCCGUGUGGGAUGUGGCUGGAUGAAGAUGAGGGGGAUGGACUGAUUGAGAGGGAGCUGUAUGAGAUGGUUUCUCUAAGGCAGAAGAAACAGAAGAAGUACCCAUGGUCCCUGUGGAUUUGGACAUCAGAUGUGAAGGGGGCAGGGACUGAUGCUCAGGUGUUUCUGCAGAUUUACGGAGAGACGGGCAAGUCAGAUGAGAUCAAACUGGAAAACAACUCAGACAGUUUUGAACAGGGCCAGCUUGAUAAGUUCAUGAUUGAAAUGCCAGACAUAGGGCGACUGACGAAAGUGCGUAUCUGGCACGAGAAGAGACAUCCAUUUGCUGGCUGGCAUUUAGCAAGGCUCACUGUGCUGAAGACCCUGACAAUGGAGAAAUAUUCUUUUGAAUGUGGUCGUUGGCUGGACAUUAAUGAAGAUGACAAUGAGAUUGUGAGAGAGAUGCCAGCAACUGGAGCACUCAUCGAGGAUCCACUGCCCUUGAUAAAGUACCGCGUCACCAUCUGCACUGGUAACGUCAGUGGCAGCGGCACAGAUGCCACCGUCUUCCUUAACGUUAUUGGUGACCUGGGUGACACAGGAGAGCGCCUCAUGAUCACAAGCAAAAACAAUGUCAACAAAUUUGAAAAGGGCAAUCACGAUGAGUUUCUCAUUGAGUCCGUGACUGUGGGCCAGGUGCGCAGGGUGCGGGUGGGUCACGAUGGUCGUGGCGGAGGCUGUGGUUGGUUCCUUGAUAAGGUCAUGGUCAGAGAGGAGGGCCAGCCAGAGUCUAUGGCCAUUGAGUUUCCCUGUAACAGGUGGUUGGAUCGUAAUGAGGAUGAUGGACAGAUUGUUCGUGAGUUAGUUCCUGCUGGAGAUGGUCUACGUCUGUUUAAUGUGAACUACCAUAUAGCAAUCAAGACAGGCAGUGUGAACGGGGCCAGCUCUGACUCCAGAGUGUUUGUCAAGCUGUACGGGGAGAAGUGUGAUACUAACAAAAUCAUACUGGCAGUGUCUGACAAUGACCUGAGAAACUACUUUGAGACAGGACGCACUGACAUCUUCAUCCUUGAAACCUUCGAUGUCGGAAAGAUCAACCGUCUUUUGAUUGGUCACACCAACGAGGGCCUGCGGGCUGGCUGGUUUUUGGACAGCGUGCAGAUCUCUGUGCCAGUUCAUGGGAUGGAGUACAUGUUCCCAAGUCACAGAUGGCUCUGCAAAGACGAGGCUGAUGGGAAGGUGGAGGUGGAGAUCUACCCCAGUGAGGUCCUAGAAAUUGAAAAAAUGAUCAACUAUGAAGUGACGGUGGUGACCGGGGACGUUCGUGCAGGUGGCACCAAUGCCAAUGUCUUCUGUCAAAUCUAUGGGGAUGAUGGGAAAACCGACGUUCUGUCUCUCAAAAGUCGCUCCAAUAACUUUGAGCGUGGCACCACUGAGAUCUUUAAGAUUGAAGCUCACGAUGUUGGUAAGAUCUACAAGAUACGUAUCUACCACGACGGGAAGGGAAUUGGAGACGGCUGGUUCCUGGAGACGGUGGAUAUCAGGAGACUGACGAUGGCUAUGGUGCAGAUUGAGGUGAAGAAGGAGGACACCAAGAAAGACAAGAAAAAAGACAAGAAGAAGAAAAAGAAAGAGGAGGAGGAGGUGGAGAUAAUUGAGGAGUUGCAGGAAGUGGUGGAGACAUUUAGUUUUCCUUGUAACCGCUGGCUGGCCAAGGAUGAGGAGGAUGGGGAGAUAGUGGUUGAGCUGCUUACUGAGGACAAUGAAGACCUGGAGGUGAACUCAUAUGAAGUUCAUGUGUUCACCGGCACCAUGUGGGGGGCGGGGACUGACGCCAAUGUUUACAUUAACAUCUAUGGGGAGAUUGGUGACACUGGGGAGAGAAAGCUCAGGAAGUCAAACAACUUGAACAAGUUUGAGAAAGGCAACGAGGAUGUUUUCACUAUCACUGCAGUAGACCUGGGGGUCUUGAAGAAGCUGCGGAUCCGACACGAUAACAGCCAGGCCAGCGCCGGCUGGUUUCUGGAUCGGGUAGAGAUUGUAGACAACAAAGAUGACACCACGUACUUUUUUCCUUGUAAACGCUGGUUGGCUGUCGAUGAAGAUGAUGGACAGCUUGCCAGGGAGCUUGUUCCUGUAGACGAGGCCUUCAUGAAGAAAGGGGACGAUGAUGAGGAAGACUCCGAAGCCACACUUGGACUGGAACAAAAGGCUAUGUCAACCACAUACACCGUCAGAAUAAAAACUGGUGACAAGAAGUACGCAGGGACUGAUGCUAAUGUCUUCAUGACCCUGUGCGGCGACAAAGACGAUACAGGGAUCAUUAACCUAAAGGCUUCAAAGACUUAUAAGAAUAAGUUUGAGCGAGGUUGCAUUGAUGAGUUCACCAUAGAAGCUGUGGACAUCGGACCUCUAAAGAAGAUCAGGAUUGGACACGACAACCGAGGAGGAUCCGCUGGCUGGUUUCUCGACUGGGUGGAUAUCGAUGCUCCGUCUCUGGGGCAGAAACUACGCUUCCCAUGUGGCCGUUGGUUAGAUAAAGGAGAGGAUGACGGUGCUAUUGUCAGGGACCUUUUUCCUAAUGCUCUCCAGACAGAGUAUUACACCCCAUUUGUGCCGUACGAGAUCAAAAUCUUCACAAGUGAUUUGUUUGGAGCCGGCACAGAUGCAGAUGUCUUCAUUGUCCUCUAUGGCCGAGAUGCAGUGUGUACACAGCAGAAGUGUCUGUGUGUCAACAAGAGAGAACGGAGGAUGUACUUUGAGAGGGGAGCCGAGGACAUGUUUAUAGUUGAGCUGGAAGACGUGGGGGAUAUAAUUGAGAAGAUCCGUAUCGGACAUGACAACCGUGGGGUCAACCCAGGCUGGCAUCUGGACCGAGUGGAGAUCAGACGUUUGCUCAGGAAGGGAAAGGGCUCAGAGACAGUCAUCUUCCCAUGUGAGCGUUGGCUUGCCAAGUCAGAGGACGAUGGAGAAACAGUGAGAGAGCUGGUACCCUCUGAUAUCAUCACUGAGAAACUCUCACGAGAUGGAAAUCUCAAAGUCACUGAAGUCGAGGUGGAUGAUGCCCUGGAGACUCACACAUACAAAGUGUCAGUGAUAACAGGUGAUGUUUAUGGCGCCGGCACCGACGCAAACGUCUUCCUCACCAUUUAUGGAGACCUGGGUGACACUGGAGAAAGGAAACUCAGCAAAUCAGAAACAAAUAGCAACAAGUUUGAACGAGGAUCUGUGGAUAAAUUCACUAUAGAGGCAGUUGACCUGGGCCAGGUUUUCAAGAUAAAAAUCCGCCAUGAUAACAGCAUGGUGAGCCCUGACUGGUACUUGGACCAGGUUGAGGUGGUGGAUGUGGAUACGGAAGAAGUCUUCCUCUUCUUGUGUGAACGCUGGUUGUCCAGAAAGAGGGAGGACAGAUGCAUUGAGAGGGUCUUCUAUGUCAAGGGCUAUGAGGGUGUGAGGGAGGGUCUGAACAGCAAAAAGAACUCAGCCCUGAUGGUGAAAAGUGUUGACAGUAACAUGAACAAGAAAAACAAGAAAAAGAAGGAAGAGGAAGUUGAGCUCCCAAUCAUACCAUACCACAUCACCAUUUGUACCGGGCUCGAUAGGGAUGCGAGCACCACCAGCAGGCCUUAUGUGAUCAUUAUCGGGGCCAAUCAGACCCAGACAGCGAGACUGUGGCUGGACCUGGAGGAUGGGCGGAAGGGCUUUGAGGCUGGCUCUCUAGAGAGCUUUGAGUCCCAGGGUUCAGACGUGGGGGAGAUCAAAAAGGUUGAGCUCGGUCAUGAUGGGGCCACUCCAGAGAGCUGCUGGCUCGUUGAUGAGCUGGCUGUUGCUGUGCCAACCAAAGGGGUUAAAUAUAUCUUUGCUUGUAAGUGCUGGCUGGCCAAAGAUCGUGGAGAUGGCUUGACUGCAAGAGUAUUCAAUGUGCUGGAUGCAGAGGCCAUUUCCAUCUUCCAGAAGGUCAUUUACGAGGUCACGGUGGUAACUGGAGAUGUGCAGAAUGCAGGCACAGACACCAUGAUCUUCAUGUCUGUGUUUGGGGCCAAUGGCAGCACAGAGGAGAUGCUGCUGCAGAAGAAUGAGGACAGGUUUGAGCGUGGUCAGGAAGACACAUUCACCAUGGAAAUUGAUGACAUCGCCCCACUGAGGAAAAUGAGACUUCGUAUUGAUGGCUCAGGCAGUCGACCUGACUGGUUUCUUGAUCAGGUAAUCCUGCGUGACCUGACCACAGAGGAGGUGUCUGUGUUCACCUAUGAAGACUGGCUUUCUAGGACUCGUGGACCCAAGAGAACCGUGAUCUGUGAAAUGCCAGCUGUGGUGGAUGAGGAGAUGAUGGUGGAGCCCACCACCUACAUCAUCCAGGUCAAGACCAGUGAUCUUUCAGGGGCAGGCACCGAUGCGAACGUGUGGAUCAUCAUUUUUGGAGAGAAUGGAGACACAGGGACACUGGCACUCAGAGAGUCCAGCAAAUCCAACAAGUUUGAACGCAAACAGGUGGACACGUUUCGCUUUACAGACAUCCUCAGCCUGGGGGAUCUCUCCAAAGUACGAGUCUGGCAUGACAAUACAGGUCCUGCUCCUGGAUGGCACUUAGAGUACAUAGACGUGAAGGAUGAGCUCAUGGAUAAAACAUUUCGUUUUCCCUCUGACCGGUGGCUCGCUAAAAAUGAAGAUGAUGGACAGAUAAUGAGAGAGCUGCCCUGCGCCAACAAUGACUACUUGGAUCUCAAUGAGAAGACAAAGUAUGAAAUUUGUGUCAGAACGGGAGACACGGCUGAGACUAAAGAAAAUGCCUGGAUUGUACUCGAGGGAAGGAAAGGCCGAUCAAAAGAAUUUGUUAUGGAGAACUCCUCAAAGAAGAAGAGGUUCUUGCGGGGAAAUGUUGACAGGUUUGAGUUCUCCUCCAAGAACCUGGGCGACAUCGCUGGUAUCUGUGUGGGCCACACACCCAAAGAUGGAAAGAAAGUAAAAGGAGAGGUUUUCUGGCAUUUGGAGGAGGUAGUUGUCACUGAAAGGGAGCUGGGAAACAAGUACAUCUUUAGUUGCAACUCCCUCAUCCCCCUCUCUCCGAAAAGGGAUGAUUCCCUGAACUUCGAGUGCACCAAGGCCAUCGAGAGCUUUGCCAGUAAAGCUCGAAGCCUCGUGCCCGUCAAGUACGAGAUCAUCGUAAUCACAGGCGAUGAGAAGGGAGCAGGUACAGAUGCCAACGUAUUCAUCACUGUUUAUGGCUCCAACGGAGAUUCGGGCCGCCGGCAACUGCGGCAGAAGUUCCGUAACCUCUUCGAACGUGAGCAGACGGACCGUUUCAUCCUGGAAAUGCUGGACAUGGGGGAGCUGCAGAAAGUUCGGGUAGAGCACGAUAAUUCUGGCGUCAGCCCAGGCUGGUUUCUGGAUCGUGUUGAAGUCACGAACACAGCCAAUGGUGUCACCACUAUCUUCCUCUGUGGGAAGUGGCUGGACACCAAGAGGGCUGACGGCCAGAUUGUCAGAGUGCUCUACCCCAAAUACUAGAAAACAAUGGUCUUUCUGUAAACUCUCAUGGCAAAGAAAGAUAAUUUUUAAAAACAUUGACCAAAGAGAUUCUGCUCCGGCACUUUCAUAUCUCAGGAAAUGAGACAUAAUUUUACAUUACUAUUUUUUAUGCUAUGAUGAGAUGUUUAUUACUGACAAUAGAGCCUUAAAAGAAAUACUGUGACAAUAUUAUCUGCGAUCAGGAAAUGGAAUGUGCCAUUCUUUUUAAAUUUCAUAGUAGCGUUGUCAUUAUGGACAUUUUAUAGAUGA